AUAGAUAUUAUUAAAUAUUUGGUAAACGUUACCUAGUUUACAAAAUCGAAAAUAAAAUUCAACUUAACAGCUGACUCUACUUGUUAUGACUUCCGGUGAAAGGGGAGUGAAGGAAGAUGCUAUUUACAAAGUUAAAAAUAAAUAUUCCUGCAUGGCCGCUGCCUCAGUAAAUACCACAUCCGUUAACCCAAGAGAAAGGCAUACCCUCGAGAAUCUUGCUAAACUGUUACGAGACAAUGGUGAUAAGAUCCUUGAUGGCAGCUCUUGUCUUAGCCUCACCACGGCCUCACUGGCUGCCUUGAACAGAGACUUCAGGACAGUAUGUGAUAUAGACCCGCACCAGAGGACAUUUGAGGUCCUGCCACAAAGAAGGUCCAGUCAGUAUGAUUUUUAUGACAAUGUCCAGUUUCUACAUGAUAUUGUGCAGAAGACAAGGAGACUGAAGCUUCUUCACAGUCAUAGCACGUUGCAGGGAAGCAUCAAUAUUGGGGACUUCAGAGAGUUAAGGUGGCUGGAGAUUAAGAAGGUCCCUGUUCACUUAUUGGCCGGGAUACAGAAAUUGAGGUCCAAACUGGAAACACUGGUGUGCGCAAGAAGUGUCAACAAACUACAGGAUCUGUUUGAGACAUGUGGAGGAGACAAGAGUGAAGCCUGGUCUUGGAGUGAACUCAGAGUGGCUGUGCUCAGUUUUAAUGACAUUCAAGUUCUUGAUGAAUCUCUGCGCCUGCUGCCCCAUGUCCAGCUCCUUGACCUGUCCCACAACAAGAUAGUGACCACUGAGGGCUAUCUGCACUACCUUCAUGAUCUGGCCCAUGUCAAUUUUGGCUUCAACUGUUUGACACAAGUGCCAUCUUUCACCAUCACAGGCAGACAGAGAGUAGUCACACUCAUCCUGAAGAGUAACAACCUUGAUAACAUUCAAGGAAUUGAAGAUUUGGUAAAUCUGAAACAUCUGGAUGUAGCUGACAAUUGUCUUUCUGACCAUUCUGAACUUGGGCCUCUCAUCCAUCUGACACAACUCCACAUGCUUUGUUUAGAAGGCAACCCUCUGUCGUACCACCCCCAGUAUCGCCUCCUCACCACCAGAUACAUCCCCUAUGCUGUACAGGCUCACAUACUCCUGGAUGAGAAGAAGCUGAGUAAAGCUGAACUAGCUUACACACGAAAACAUGGUCAGGUCUUCUCCUCUUCACCCCGUGGCAGCCAUGAUGUAGUCUAUCAUAAUGACCGUUUCACAGAUAGCCGGACGUCUACCCCCACUGUGGCUGACACCUACAGGUUUGAGCAGUCAGGGGAGAUUGCCAGGACUCUGACCCCCAAAGGAAAACAGAAGCUGGCCAGGAAAAGGUCGAAGGGCUCUCUCAGGCAGACUAUCUUCAGCAGCAGUGAUGGGUUUGACUUCACAGACACUGGGGGCUCCUCGAAGGAAAGUUCUAGAGUUCCAGAUGUAGUGACAACUUCUACAGCGUCUACACCAAAACAGGAGAACUCCUUUCCAAAGUUCUUUGAGAAGCAGCACAUUGAGACAAUUCGCAGCCAGUUGGGACCAAAAUGGCUGCAAUCAUUACCCACUCCAGAUCCGGAACAACAAAACACAGAGCAACAGCAGCGUCCUCUAGUAACAGAUGAUGACUUGUAUUUAACAGAUGAGCAGGGAAUUGAGCCGAAGAGAAGUGGAGUUAAACAGGUUGAUAAUGUAGAAUCUAUACAGUCCUCUGCUAAUACAGUAAAACCUGAAAAUAAAACUGUGGUGGACAUUCAUGCAGAUAAUCAUGGCAGUUCACAAACAGAAAGUCCUGUGCUUGGUAAGCAGGAUACUGUUGCUAUGGCAACUGGUGAUGGCAGCAGUAGUCAUGGCAAUGUGAUGGCUGGUGAAGCUGAGGAUCUGAGACAAAUGGUUGCUAUGUGCCUGGAAGGGGAGGCCAGUCAGGGGGGUACUUCAUCAGGAGAUAAGAAUGGCACAAAGUCAAGAAAUGCAAGUGGGCAGAUUUAUGAAAGUGGAAAAAAUAAUCAUCACCAGAUCAAUGAUUUAGAAAGUGUGUUCCCAGCCUAUAGAAGAACAAGUAGUGAAUAUUUUGAGCCAUGUGAAAAUGAGAGUGACCCCUUCAUUGUAUCCUUGGAGGAUGGUCAUCAACUGUUGGUCACUUUAAGUGACCGCUAUAUGAAUGAGAAGGACCUUGAUGGUGCCAUGGUGGAACAGCUGGACCUUAAGCUACUGCUGUCUGCAGGGGUUGUGGAGUCUGGAGUGGAGGGCAUGGGCACAUCAUUGAUUAGUGACCAAGACACCUCAAGACAAGCUGACAGCUUAGAGAAAAAUGACAGGAUUGGUGCAGAACCUGGAGAAGACGAGACACAACAAACGUCUCAGCUAGCACAUAUGGAAGAAUGCUCACUGCUGCUGGUUUUUGAUUACUGGAAGAAGGACAGGCGUCAGAGAAGAUAUCUGAUGGAGGAUCAGGAAAAUGCUCAGCUUUUUCUGGACCACCUACAGCCUUGGCUUGAUGCCAGAAAUAGACGAGCAAGUCUGAAGGAGAUGUUUCAGUGCCUUAAGUGCGGCAAAGAGUUUGCAAAAAUAGAGGCUAAGGUGAAGGUUAGGAGAGAAAAGACCAAGGGAGGGAGUGUCAAAGAAAUCUUAAGCUGCCCAUCAUGUGAUAGUGAGCAUGUGGUGGAAAUGGAGGUCAAUUUCUUAGCAACAGCAGUGAAAGAAGAGGUUAGGGUUGGCUCUUUCGCUUCCACGGGGUCAGCUCCAGGGCCCCUUGCCACAUCCACUGCCCCUAAUACCCCACAGAGACCUACAGGAAGAGGAGAGGCUGGGACAGGGACAGCAGUAAGUCUGCCCCAGGCAACCACUUCCAGCCCCAACACCUCCUUCGUGAGUGCUGUCGAGACAACCCCUGGCUCAGUACUCCCAGCUACAGCAGCUACUCAGUCAAGGUCAGAGGAGAAUCAUUCCCCAAAUACUUCAUUAACAGAUUAUUCCACAGCAACUGAAGGAUCUGGGUCAAGGUCGUUUGGGUCAAAGUCAUAUGAAAGGGAAUUGAGGGUGGAAGACUUAAGGGUAAAAUUGUUUGAGCCUCAAGAGGUUGAAAAACCCAGUGACAGUUCUAAAACAAGUGAUAUUUCCAGUGUUACUUUGACAACAGGUAGUCAUAGCAACAUGUCAACACCAAGAGGAGCCACGUCAUUAGCUGCUGACAGUACAUUUUGUGAUUCUGCUGGGAGAGAGACAGAUCAGUCAUUACAGCGCAGAGGGAUGGAUGACUCUAGAACAAUGGCAGAAUCAUCUCAGUCAAAUUUUCCUCCUUCAGAGGCAUCUCAGUAUUCAGGGAGACAACAUUCUUAUCGAAGACUUGAAUCGGGUGACAGUGACAUCAGUAUUUUAAGCAACCCCAGUCAGAGUAGCAUAGCUGUCCUGGACUCCUCGGGAGCUGCCAGCUUGGCCAGUAGCACAACAGACUCAGACUUCCAAGGUCUGCGCAGAACUUCACUUCCUAUAAGGACUCCAGCCAUGGACCUCCAAGAUGGAGGUGUGAUGACCAUGUCCACUGUAGCCGAGGCCAGUCCAUCUGGCUCCCUGCUGACCAGCACCUGUUCCAGCAUGGUGGACAGUGUGUAUGAAAGGGCUCUGCAAGAAUCACCUAAGAAAUCUGGACUGGCAGAAGAACACCAAAUAUUUGUGAAGGGGAAUAUUCCCCAUGAUUUGAACUCGAGAGAGGAAGGUAUGGAUGUGGAAAUUGUGAGAAAAGAGGGAGAUUAUGGUGAUUUGAAAGAGGUGUUACCAGAUGCAUGUGGUAGUGGAGACCAGGAGGACCAAAGGGUUCAGAGUGACCAGGGGGCCUGGCAUGACGAGGGUGACAAGGAUGAAAGGGACAUUUUUCACCCUGACGAAUCUGACCAGUCCAAUACUACUAGUCAGGACUCCUUCAGAGUGGACAGCAGUAGAGACUCUGUUGAAGUGACCAGUCUUGGAGUGAGAUAUAACUAUGAGGACUUCACUCAGGUGGACCACAGGCUGAAGCUUUACCUGACCAUGUCAGUUCUGCAGGGGGAGGAGGAGGUACAGUGUGUUCUGAAGACAAGCAUUGUUCAGUUUCCUAAGCCAGAAGAGUUCCCAGGAAUGCUACUGGUCACCUCAGAGAGAAUCUACAUCAUCAAGAUAAUCAAAGAACAAAGUGAGAAACUUGAGGAUGCACUGAAGGUGGUGGACCAGCAGCCCGUGACAGAGCUACAGUUUGUUGACAUUGGACUGGGACAUCAGUCUUUUAGACUGGAGUUUGGAACUGAUGGAUCCUGCUACACUUUUUUACUAAAAGACGAGGACAGAUGCAAGCGGUUUCUUGCCUUGUUCAUAGGCAUGGUACAAGCCACUGCGUUCUACAAGAGCAGCAAAUUGCAGGGUAUCAGCAAAAAUAACAUUGAUACCAUAGACAAUAUCAAAAACAUGGUGCUGGCUCCUCAUGCAGAUGGUGCUGCCCCCUAUGUACAAGUUGGAGAUGGGGAAGGAGGAUGUGGAGAAGAAGAUGACCAGUCCAAUGUGAAGUUCUUCAUGGGGUACUUAAGGAGCAGUGGAGGAGAAGAGCCUGUAAGCCUGAUUAUAUUUGGCAAGGAGAUCUGUGUGUGCCACCAGGCCCUGGAACUGCCUCUCCCCAGGCUACAGGUGGCACCAGGGGAACUGUCCAAGAAAAGCCAGUUUGAAGUCAAGGAUAAGCAGGUCAUCACCGACCUACUGGAGGUGACGCUAGACACAGAAACAGGAAACAAGGUAACACUGCACUUCCUGAAUGAGGAGACCAAUGAGGAGACAGAUUGGCACAUUGCCAUGGAAACCACCACAGCUGUCCAGUCAUUGAUCAGAGCCAUUAAGUUGCCAUGGGAACAUCAGAUGUGUGUGGAACUAGAAGUUAAUUAUGUCUGACCUAAAUAUAAUAUGUGACAAAUUUGCAAGAUAACAUCAUGGCUAUUGGCAUUGAUACAUUAAACAAGUGGAGUGAACUAUGCAGUGGCUUUUUAAUUAAGUUAAAUAUUUUCGGACAUUUUACUGAUAAUGAUCUGUGUUAAAUGUUAAAGUACUCAGAUAUUGGUGGCAUGGUGUUAAAGGAAGAAAAAGAUUAGUUGUUUCUAAACAUGGUCAGUAACAUAGACUUGUUGCAAUGGUUUGAAAAUAUGAGGAUGUCUUAUUAAGACUGCCUAAAUAUAAUGUGCUUGAAUGUCUAGCAGUCUAAUCUAGAUAAUAGCCAUGGACUGCCUGGUGAGGCAUUGAUUAACAAUAAGAACACAGGCUGAGGCAGAUCCAACAUUUUACAUAGGGGUGGCUCUGUUUCAUGA
Messenger RNA from Lingula anatina, 5325 nucleotides. RefSeq lists its product as uncharacterized. NCBI's taxonomy places the organism in Eukaryota, Metazoa, Brachiopoda, Lingulata, Lingulida, Lingulidae. Gene Ontology annotation, cellular component: cytoplasm. The record is from RefSeq and is a predicted model, not a curated record. Gene Ontology annotation, molecular function: protein binding.